Prorocentrum cordatum is the source of this 1020-nucleotide messenger RNA. The record is from the annotation of a GenBank genome assembly. Lineage: Eukaryota; Dinophyceae; Prorocentrales; Prorocentraceae.
AUGGACUUCGUGGCGACCCCGUUUCGCAAGAGGGAGGCUGCCGAGUGUCCGCGCGUCACUCCGGUCAAGCGCGCCAACAUCUCCAGCAGGCGGGCCGAUAUACAGAACCCUGACAAAAGCAGUGUCGUCUCCUCCCUCCGUGGGCGCUCUCUGGUAGGUAUCGACGCGCUGUCCACGGCACAGGUCGGCGAGGUGCUGAAGACGGCGGGGCAGAUGCGGAAGCUGCUGGAGGCGCGAGGCUGCGAUGAGUCUCUGAAGGGCAAGGUGCUCGCGACCAUCUUCUGCGAGCAGCCGGAUCGUGCCAGCUGCUCGUUCCAGGCGGCCAUGCUCCGGCUGGGGGGUGCCGUUCUCACGGUGGACGCGUCCGGCUCCGCUUCGGCCGAGGGCGAGGCGCUCGAAGACGCCGCGCGUUCCGCGGAGUGUUCCUGCGACGCCUUGGUCCUCUGCGGGGUGUCCUUCCUAGGGGUCCUGGUGGUCCGCGUGACGAGCCCUGUCUCGGACGGGCUGCGGGCGCUCCUGGACCUCUACACGAUCCUGGACGAGCUCCCGGGGGUCGGCUGCCUUCUGGGAGCGUUGUCCCCUGACCGUCUGAAGAACGGGCCCGCCGUACACUCGUUGGCGAAGCUGCUGAGCCGCUUCGAGGUCGCCCUGCGCUUCGUCUCGCCCGCGGCGCUGCGCAUGCCAGAGGAGGUCGUGUCCGCGGCGAGCGGUGACCCCGGUCCCACGUUGCACGACGCGCUCACCACGGGCAUCCUGGAGGAGACCGACAUCCUGUAUGUGACCUGGUUUGAUCAGGAACGCUUCGGCAGCGUGGCAGACUACGAGAGGGUAAAGGACCCGCUCAUCAUUACGCCAGAGACCCUCUCCAAGAUGAAGUCCACGGCCGUGGUCUUGCAUCCUCAUCCGCGCGUGGGUGAGGUCGACCCAGCAUGUGGCGGGGAUCCACGAGUGGCACAUUUCAGACAGAUGAGGAACGAAAUGUAUGUACGCAUGGCGCUGUUACGCCUCAUCAUGUGUUGA